This is a messenger RNA of Conger conger (European conger), 3246 nucleotides long. RefSeq names its product multiple epidermal growth factor-like domains protein 11. Lineage: Eukaryota; Metazoa; Chordata; Actinopteri; Anguilliformes; Congridae. The record is from RefSeq and is a predicted model, not a curated record. The transcript is spliced from 23 exons. Bases 98 to 3190 code for a protein of 1030 amino acids. Gene Ontology annotation, molecular function: protein binding; scavenger receptor activity.
GCGUUCAUCAGCAAGUGGGCUGUACUUUUUCUGAACGAAGUCCCAGAGAGUAGAGGCUAUUUAAAAUAAACUUUCUUUGUACUUUACAGAAGGGGAGAUGGGGCCUGUUUUGGGCUCCCUUGCGGCCCUGGUGCUGUUGCCAGUUUUGGUGUUCCCUUCUGGAACAUGGAGCCUCAAUCCAGACGACCCCAACGUGUGCAGCCACUGGGAGAGCUAUGCAGUGACUGUACAGGAAUCCUAUGCUCACCCUUUCGACCAGAUCUACUACACCAGAUGCACCGACAUUCUCAACUGGUUCAAGUGCACCAGGCACAGGAUCAGCUAUAAGACUGCGUACCGGCGGGGCGUGAGGACCAUGUACAGGCGGCGCUCGCAGUGUUGCCCGGGGUACAUCGAGAGUGGAGACCUGUGUGUCCCUCUCUGUACAGAGGAGUGUGCUCAUGGCCGCUGCGUGUCUCCUGACACCUGCCAGUGUGAACCCGGCUGGGGAGGACUGGACUGCUCCAGUGGUUGCCAGAGCGACUACUGGGGCGCCCACUGCAGUAACCGGUGCCAGUGCCAGAACGGGGCACUGUGUAACCCCAUCACAGGGGCCUGCGUCUGCACCGACGGCUACCAGGGCUGGCGCUGCGAGGAGCCCUGCGACCCGGGCCACUACGGCAAGGCCUGCCAGCAGCACUGCCAGUGCCUCAACGGCGCCACCUGCCACCACCAGACCGGGGAGUGCCUCUGUGCGCCCGGCUACACCGGAGUCUACUGUGAGCAGCGCUGUCCUGCUGGGAGUCACGGGCCGCAGUGUGAGCAGCGCUGCCCCUGUCAGAACGGAGGGGUGUGUCACCACAUCACCGGAGACUGCGCCUGCCCCCCCGGCUGGAUGGGUUCGGUGUGUGCCCAGCCUUGCCCCUUUGGCAAGUUUGGCAUCAACUGCAGCCAGGAGUGCCCGUGCCGGAACAGUGGGCUCUGUGACCACAUCAGCGGCCAGUGCCAGUGUGCGGCAGGAUACACCGGGGAGAGGUGCCAGGGGGAGUGUCCAGUUGGCAGCUAUGGCCCGCAGUGCGCAAAAAAAUGUGACUGCCAGAACGGCGCGACAUGUUACCACGUCAACGGGGCCUGCGUGUGUGACACAGGCUUCAAAGGUCCCAACUGCCAGGACCGGUUCUGCCCAAAUGGGCUGUAUGGCCUCAUCUGUGAUAAAUACUGCCCCUGUAAUGCCAGCAACACCCUCAGCUGCCACCCCCUGUCAGGCGAGUGCACCUGUACAGCAGGCUGGGCGGGGCUCUACUGCAACGACACCUGCCCUUCUGGUUACUACGGCGACAGCUGCAGCCAGCCCUGCAAUUGCGCCAACAGGGCGGACUGCGACACCUUCACCGGAGCCUGCAUCUGCGCCCCGGGGUUCAUGGGAGAACACUGCUCUCUGAUUUGCCCUCCGGGAUUAUACGGGACAAACUGCUCCAGCACUUGCGUCUGCCAGAAUGACAUUGGGUGCUCCCCAAACGAUGGAUCCUGCAUCUGCAGAGAAGGCUGGCAGGGUGUGGACUGCAGCGUGCCAUGCUCCAGUGGAUUUUGGGGUUUGGGGUGUAACCAGUCCUGUGCCUGUGCCAACGAGGCAGCCUGUGACCCCGUGGACGGGUCCUGCACCUGCUCCUCUGGGUGGAGGGGUGAACUCUGUGACGCCUCCUGUCCUGAUGGCACUUAUGGGCUGGAGUGUGAGCAGCACUGUGACUGUAACCAUGCCGAUGGCUGUGACCCUGUGGGCGGGCACUGCCGCUGCCUCACUGGCUGGACAGGGGUCCACUGUGACAGCGUGUGCGCCCAGGGCCACUGGGGCCCCAACUGCUCCAUGACCUGCACCUGUGAGAACGGGGGCUCCUGCUCCCCGGAGGACGGCACCUGUGUGUGCGCCCCUGGAUACCGCGGGACCUCCUGCAAGAGGAGCUGCUCUCCAGGGUUGUACGGGCAGCGCUGCAGUCUGUCGUGCCCACAGUGUGUCCACAGCAUGGGGCCGUGUCACCACAUCUCCGGCCACUGCGAGUGCCUGCCGGGAUACUUCGGCUCUCUGUGCAAUCAGGUGUGUCCCAGUGGCAGGUUUGGGAAAGCCUGUGCGGAGGUGUGCCUCUGCACCAAUAACGGCACCUGCAGCCCCAUCGACGGCUCCUGCCAGUGCCUCUCCGGCUGGAUCGGGGAAGACUGCUCCCAGGCUUGUCCCUCGGGGUACUGGGGCCCUGACUGCAUCCACAGCUGUAACUGUCACAAUGGAGCCCAGUGCAGCGCCACAGACGGGGAGUGCAGGUGCAGCGCAGGCUGGACUGGACUGUACUGCACUCAGCGCUGUCCCUCGGGGUUCUAUGGGCAGGACUGUCUGGAGGUGUGUCACUGCCAGAACGGAGCGGACUGUGACCACAUUAACGGGCAGUGCGCCUGCCGCACGGGCUUCAUCGGGUACAGCUGUGAGCUGAAAUGCCCGUCUGGGACGUUCGGUUAUGGCUGCCAGCAGCUGUGUGAGUGCUUGAAUAACGCCACCUGUGACUAUGUGACAGGCACCUGCUACUGCAGCCCUGGGUACAAAGGCAUCCGCUGUGACCAGGCGGCCCUGAUGAUGGACGAGCUGAACCCGUACACUAAAAUCAGCCCGGCGCUGGUGUCGGAGAGGCAGUCUGCGGGCGCGGUGAUGGGCAUCAUCUUCCUCCUGCUGCUGAUCAUGGCCAUGCUGAGCCUGUUCGUCUGGCACCGGCAGAGACAGAGCGAGAAGAACCACGACAUGCCCAGCGUGUCCUAUACGCCUGCCCUGGGCAUCUCCAGCACAGACUACAGCCUGUCCGAUGCUUCUCAGACCAGUGUCAAUCCCAGUGGCCACUGCUUCUCCAACCCUAGCUACCACACACUGGGUCAAUGCAGCGUCACCCAGUGCCAUGGCAACAGCCUUGAUGGACAGUCCACCCUGAAGCCCAAGAGCAAGAAGGGAGACCGGAGCAGUGCGGAGUGGAGGGCCUACUGCAACCUCAAAGACCUGGAGCCCACCGUCAAUGUGAUGCAGGGCACGGCCGGGAUCCUGACCACGUUCUCCCAGGGUCCCUACGACCUGCCACGGAACAGCCACAUCCCCAGCCACUACGACCUGGUGCCCGUCCGCCUGAGUCCCAGCCACAGAACGCCCCCCCCAGACAGCCCCCCCGGCUCGCUCCUGUAGGGGGCGUGGUGGGCGGGACCGAACUGCCGAGCCCCGCCCUGCCUGCCCCACCAAGC